AUGGAUAUCACCAAGUUUGUCGUUUCCCACCGGGAGAAGGCCCUUCUCUACGGCGACUACUCUACCUACCAUACCUCGCUCUCCAAAAAGAUACUCAACUGCCGCAAGAAGCUGAACAUUGCGACCAAAAAACGGGGCACAUUUCACCCCAGGAACCAGGUCACUGCUGAACAGGUUGCCGAGGACCAUGACUAUAUCCACCUCCAGCUUCUGACAGCCGAACGAACAUGGGCCGAUGCCAUGGCCGUCAAGGCGGCGCACUCGGUUGAGACGAAGGGCAUUGGUGGAAAGACCCGGUCGCAUAUUGUUUCUCGUCUGGAAAAGGGAGCUCGAACUGCCAAACAGCUGGCCGAAGUCCUCACCCAAACCGCGAGCGGCGCGAGCUCUGUCGACAUCCUCGAGGCCCGCGCAUAUGCUGCUUUGCUCAGGGGUGCUGCGCUAUUUGAGAAACAGCACUGGGAGCCUUGCCUGAAGAGCUACUCCGUCGCCCGUAUCAUCUACAGUGCGCUUUCUACCUCGGCCAAAAACGACAUCUUCAAAGACCUCCUGUCCGAAACCAUCGACCCGUCGAUUCGGUAUGCUGCCUACCAAGCCCAGAUCCCACGGACGCAGCCCAUUGCCGAAAUUGCGCUAAAGUACUUCCAACAUGCUGGCCCAGAGCUCGCGGCGCACAUUGAGAAACAGAAUCCCGCCGUUUUGCAACACGGUGAUGCGGAUGCGAAGCAGGGAGCUGGAGGCGCUCCUGCAACGCUCACCUGGCGUGGACGUGACGUCAAGAUUGAGGACGCUGCAAUCGCUAUUGCUUGGGCUGCGGUGGGUGCGGAAAAGGCAAAGCUGGCUGACAAGCUGUCGUCAGCCGGGUCCUUGGCUCCCAGAGAGCUAGCUGGGGCAUAUGAUGAUAUCUUGGUGACAAGCCAGGAUGCUGUCGAUGCUACCAAGCAGGCCAUUGAUGAGCUCAAGUCUGAGGGUGUCCCACAGAGCGAUUCUCGCAUGCAGAGCCUCCAGAUCACCAGGACUGCUGUCAAUUACGAAAUGAUCAGCUGGCGCAUUGGACGCAACCGUGCCUUGAUUGGUCAGGACGAUGGAGCGUGGCUGGACUUUAGUGCCCCUAGCAAGAAAAAGAAGAAGCAAGAGCAAAAGCAAGAGCAAGCCGAGGAGGCUCUCGAGCAAAAGGGCAGAGAUCUCACCCCUGGCAGACAGAUUGCCAAGUUGAAGGAGAAGGUCGUGUUGUACGACGGUAUCCUUCAGAGUGUCGAGUCUAUCAAGGAGCUGCCUGGUGUUGCAAACGACCAGGAGCUUUCCGCUCAGCUCGAGGCCACAUCGCAAUACUUUACCGCUCUUAAAUCUCAUGCCAUUGCUGGAAAUACCGUCAACGCACUUGCCUUGGUCAAGCAUGCGCUUGAUCAGUGUACCGCCGCCCUUCCAGCUCUGUCUGGCAGUGAUGAUGGCAAGCCAGCGCCAAGGAACAUUCAAGUCACGAACCAACACGCUGGGUUGCUCCGAGACAUUCUCGGUGGGGAGCUUCAACGGUCCCGCGCUCUGGUUGAGAUUCACAGCUUGAACAAGUCGGCGAGUGCUUCGCAGACCGGCGGCGCUGGUAAACCGCUGUCUUCCCGGCUCUUCAACUACCCAACAGGCGGUGUCGAUCUGAACAACAUUGUCACUUAUCCUCCUCAACUUGAGCCUAUCCCUGUCAAGCCCCUGUUUUUGGAUGUUGCGUGGAACUACAUCGAGUAUCCCGCCAAACAACAACAACAACAACAACAACAACAACGCCCAGCGGCUGCUGUUCAGGAUAAGAGCAAGGGGACCGAGAAGGAGCCAGAACCAGAAGCAAAGCCGCAGAAGAGGGGCUGGUUUGGUUUUGGAAGGUGA
This is a messenger RNA of Podospora anserina S mat+, 1875 nucleotides long. RefSeq lists its product as uncharacterized. Gene Ontology annotation, biological process: SRP-dependent cotranslational protein targeting to membrane. The record is from RefSeq and is a predicted model, not a curated record. The transcript is spliced from 3 exons. NCBI's taxonomy places the organism in Eukaryota, Fungi, Ascomycota, Sordariomycetes, Sordariales, Podosporaceae. Gene Ontology annotation, cellular component: signal recognition particle, endoplasmic reticulum targeting. The coding region runs from base 1 to 1875 and encodes 624 amino acids. Gene Ontology annotation, molecular function: 7S RNA binding; signal recognition particle binding; endoplasmic reticulum signal sequence receptor activity.